This is a messenger RNA of Peromyscus maniculatus bairdii (prairie deer mouse), 3782 nucleotides long. The record is from RefSeq and is a predicted model, not a curated record. Lineage: Eukaryota; Metazoa; Chordata; Mammalia; Rodentia; Cricetidae.
GCCUGCGCUCGGCGCUCGGCGCCACUGGGGCGGGGGCUCAGCGAGUGUCAGGGCGAGGGGGCGGGACUUCCGCAGGAAGCUGGCUGGGGCGUUGUGUUGUGGGAUGGCCUCGGCGGCUGGUCCUGGAUAGGGAGGCUGUGCUAGGUCUGCCUCUCGCUGGUGGGGUAGCGAAUGCCUCACGGGGCCUAGAGCUAAGCUGAGGAGAUGUGCUGGGCGGAGCGAACGGCCGGCGGGGCUCGGGUCGGCGCCUGAAGGGCCAGGGUCCGGGCUCGCUGGAGGCCCGAGGGGUGAAGUGUGCGUUCCUGCCUGGGGCCAGGCACUGCCGAGGGACACCCUCGCCUGGAGUGUUGUCGCUGACCACGUUUCCUUCACUCAGGCUCCCACCUCGGGACUAGAAGGAGCCCACGAGCUCCCCUCCACGGGUCCGUGGAAGCUGCCCCGUGACUGCUGGCGAAGAUGCCAUACCUUGGCUCCGAGGACGUGGUGAAGGAACUGAAGAAGGCUCUGUGUAACCCUCAUAUUCAGGCUGAUAGGCUGCGCUACCGGAAUGUCAUCCAGCGAGUUAUUAGGCAUAUGACUCAGGGCUUGGACAUGUCUGGUGUUUUCAUGGAAAUGGUGAAGGCCAGUGCCACUGUAGAUAUUGUUCAGAAAAAGUUGGUUUAUCUGUAUAUGGGCACAUAUGCACCUUUGAAACCAGAUUUGGCACUCUUGGCCAUCAAUACACUAUGUAAAGACUGCUCAGACCCCAACCCAAUGGUGCGAGGACUGGCACUCCGGAGCAUGUGUAGCCUCAGGAUGCCAGGUGUGCAGGAGUAUAUCCAACAGCCUGUCCUUAAUGGUCUGCGGGAUAAGGCUUCCUAUGUCAGAAGAGUGGCAGUCCUUGGCUGUGCCAAGAUGCAUAAUCUUCAGGGAGACUCUGAAGUGGAUGGUGCUCUGGUCAAUGAGUUAUACAGUCUCCUGCGUGACCAGGAUCCAAUUGUGGUUGUGAACUGCCUGAGGUCUCUAGAGGAAAUUUUGAAACAGGAAGGAGGUGUUGUCAUUAAUAAGCCCAUUGCGCACCAUCUCUUAAAUAGAAUGUCAAAACUGGAUCAAUGGGGCCAGGCGGAAGUAUUGCACUUUCUGCUCCGCUACCAACCCCGAAGUGAGGAGGAGCUGUUUGAUAUUCUCAAUUUGUUGGACAGCUAUCUCAAGAGCAGCAGCACAGGUGUGGUGAUGGGAGCCACCAAACUCUUCCUGAUCUUGGCAAAAAGGUUCCCCCAUGUACAAACUGAUGUGCUUGUACGAGUCAAGGGGCCCUUGCUAGCAGCCUGUUCUUCCGAGAGCCGUGAGCUCUGUUUUGCUGCUCUCUGUCACGUCCGCCAAGUCUUGCAUAGUUUGCCAGGUCACUUCAGCAGUCACUACAAAAAGUUUUUUUGCUCUUACUCGGAACCCCACUAUAUCAAGCUCCAGAAGGUGGAAGUGCUGUGUGAACUGGUGAAUGAUGAGAAUGUGCAGCAGGUUCUAGAAGAGCUUCGAGGGUACUGCACGGAUGUGUCUGCUGACUUUGCACAGGCUGCCAUCUUUGCCAUAGGUAGCAUUGCCAAGACUUACACAGACCAGUGUGUACAGAUUCUAACAGAGUUGCUGGGGCUCCGACAAGAACACAUCACUACGGUGGUGGUGCAGACUUUCCGAGACCUGGUUUGGUUGUGCCCUCAGUGUACGGAAGCUGUGUGUCAGGCCCUGCCCGGCUGUGAGGAGAACAUUCAAGACAGUGAGGGGAAACAGGCACUUAUUUGGUUACUUGGGGUCCAUGGAGAAAAAAUAUCCAAUGCUCCUUAUGUGUUGGAGGACUUUGUAGAAAACGUGAAGUCAGAGACAUUUCCUGCUGUUAAGAUGGAGCUGCUGACUGCACUAAUGCGCCUCUUCCUUUCGCGCCCUGCGGAGUGCCAGGACAUGCUGGGACGUCUGUUGCAUUACUGCAUAGAGGAAGAAAAGGAUAUGGCUGUACGAGACCGAGGUCUCUUCUACUAUCGCCUCCUGUUAGUUGGCAUUGAAAAAGUUGAGCAGAUCCUGUGUAGUCCUAAAUCCGACCCUUCUCUUGGACUUUUGGAGGAUCAACCAGAACGACCUGUGAAUAGCUGGGCUUCAGAUUUCAAUACACUGGUGCCAGUGUAUGGCAAAGCCCACUGGGCAACUAUCUCUAAAUGCCAGAAGGUAGAGCGUCAUCGUCUUGAGCUACCUCCCAAUGCAUCCUUGGCCAAACCAGGUCACUUGAUUUCUGAAGAGAACAAGCAAGGAAUACAAGAAUCUCUUGAUCCUGAAGCUCUCAUGCUGGUCCCCAAUCUCCAGCUUACUGCUGAGUAUUUUGAGAAAACAUGGCUUAACCUCAAAAUUACUCAUCAACAGGUGUUUCCUUGGCAGGGAGAAGUCCAGCCCGACACUCUCCAAAUGGCUCUAAAAGUAGUGAACAUUCAGACCAUCGCAAUGAGCAAGGCUGGGGCACAGCCCUGGAAAGCCUACCUCAGCGCUCAGGAUGAUACUGGUUGUCUCUUCUUAACUGAGUUACUGUUGAAGCCCGAGAACUCAGAAAUGCAAGUCUCUGUGAAAGAGAGUGAGGCAAGGACUGAAGCGCUGCAUGGUUUUGUUUCUGUGUUAGAAACUGUGAUCGGAACAGUUGGAGACAUAAAAUCCUAAGAGCCCUGCUGCGUGCCUUGCAGUGAGGAGCUCUGUUUAGCUUCUGUGAACAAGUGGCUUGAUGAUGUAAUAUAAAUGAAUACUUGCUUAUCUUUUAAAAUCCCGAGGGCACCUCAUUGCUGUCUUCCUAAGAACAAUGAUCCAAUCUCAGCCUUAGAUGAUAGGUAAGCAUUAUGUAUCUCAUGAAAAACAUUGCAAAAGCAAUCAUUUUUAUGUUAACUGACCAUAGUUUUAUUGCUAUGGACUAAUGACAAUUAUAUAUCUUUUUGUUCCCUCUAUUUGGAUGAGGGUUCUAGUUAUUUUUUUUUUCAGCUACUAGAUGUUUUGGGGGAGAAAGGUAGCAUGACUUAUUUUCUUAGACGUUUCCGUAUUACGAGAGCCUAUACCUGAGGAUUCAUCUACAUACACUUGGUGUUGCAGAUGAAAGAACAUGAACUUUGGGCCAGGAACCUAUAAUGAGACAAGGCUUUGAGGGGACUGAUGUCAGCUGUUAACGGUUAGGGGGUAGCAAAAACAACAACAACAAAAACCUAACAACAACAACAACAAAAUGACUAACUAUGAAAGUGGUAUGGCCUCAUCAUUUUUCAGUAAUGAAUAGGAACAUGGUAUGAGGACUGCAAGGGCGAAGGGAAGUGGGCUGCAGGGAAGGGAUGGUUUGGGAUGGAGCUGCAGUGAAGGUCCAAAGAAGUAAAUAAGGCAUGACGAUUUAUUCUACAAUAUCCCUGAGAGCCUAGACUCUUUCCAUGGCCUUAUUGUUUAUACAGUAUUAAUUACAUAAGAUAAUGCAAAGAAGUUGAGAUUACAUUCCAAGGAUGACAUUUACCUGUAAGCAUAUCAGUGCUGAAAUGGAAAGAUGGUUUACUAUUGUGAGAAAAGCUUGUGUUUGAGGUAAAACAGACUUAAUUUUUAUUAUUUAGGGGGUGUAUAUGUGUUUGAGUGCAUGCACACAUGUGCAGAUACAUAGGCAUGUUUGUGCAUACCUGUCUAGGCCAGAGAUCAGUAUUAGAUGUCUUCCUCAAUUGUUCUCCGCCUUACCUUGUUUUUUGUUUUUGUUUUUCAAGACAGGGUUUCGGGCUGGAGAGAUAGCUCAGUGGUUAAGAGCA